CGCGUGACGUCACAAGCAUGCGCCGCUCUGCCGUGUUUCUGAUCCGGCUAAGGAAAGAGCAUCUAACAAACAAAGAUGGCAGUUGUGAAAGAGGAAGGUGAAGAGGUGAAGAUUGAAGAAUUCAGCCAAGAUACUGAGAAACAAACAGACUGUGUGUUGCUGAAAGACGAGAGGCAAGAUCUGAGUAUAACAGAGGAGAAAGAUCAGAAAGAAACACAUCUAAAACCUUUUAGCUCCUCAGAGACAGAAAAGACUCCCUCAGAGGAAAAACCAGCAGCUAUCUGCGUCCACUGUGGGAAGUGCUUCCUGAAGCGCAGAGACCUUAGUGUCCACUUGCGGAUUCACACCGGAGAGAAACCUCACGUCUGCCAGCAGUGCGGGAAACGGUUCGCGCAAAGAACCAGCCUCACCGUGCACAUAAGAUCCCACACCGGAGAGAGGCCGUUCACUUGCCAGCAAUGCGGGAAGAGUUUCACUCAUAAAGGAACCCUCAGGGCCCACCAGAAAACCCAUCCCGGAGCAGCUCCGUUCUCCUGCAAGCUCUGCGGAAAGAGUCUCUCGCGAAAAGAAAGCCUUAUUAUUCACAUGAGAGUUCACACAGGAGAGAGGCCGUUCAUCUGCGGACACUGUGGAAAGGGUUUCCGAUGUAAGGUCAGCCUCGGGUACCACUUGAAGAUUCACAUUAGGAAUAACGGGUUUGUGUGUAAACACUGCGGAGCAAGUUGUCCGGAUAAGAAUCAGCUCAGGAAUCACGUGAAAACACACAUGGGGGAAAGACCGUACAUGUGCCAUCACUGCGGAAAGAGUUCACCCAAUAAAGCCAACCUUAACAUCCACAUGAGAACCCACACCGGAGAGAAGCCCUACAUCUGCCCUCAGUGCGGAAAAGACUUCACCAUUAAAGGAAACCUGCAGACUCACAUCAGAGUUCACACCGGAGAGAAGCCGUUCACUUGUGUUCAGUGUGGCGACAGAUUCACGUACCAGAAGGACCUGAAGCGGCAUUCGCAGCAGACUCAUUGCGGAAAAGCUAGUUCUUCAGCAUUUGAUAAGAUGCUAACAAAAGGACGCAGUUCUGCGAAUCCCACAGAGGAUGUGUCUGGGAGACUGUUUAAUUGUGGGUUAUGUAAUAAAACAUUUCUUUUGCCGUCACACCUGAAGAUGCACUUGAGAAGACAUGCUUUCUUGAGACCGUAUUUUUGCUCUUUGUGUGGGAAGGGUUUUAAGUGGCUCGGCAGUUUAAAAUGGCACCAGAAAAUCUGCGUUUGUGCUAAAUUAAUUGCGACUGGGUGAAGAUCUCACUUGGCGUAU
Molecule: messenger RNA, 1311 nt
Organism: Danio aesculapii
Lineage: Eukaryota; Metazoa; Chordata; Actinopteri; Cypriniformes; Danionidae
Product: gastrula zinc finger protein XlCGF57.1
Exons: 3
Coding region: 76-1293 (405 amino acids)
Biological process (GO): regulation of transcription by RNA polymerase II
Cellular component (GO): nucleus
Molecular function (GO): RNA polymerase II transcription regulatory region sequence-specific DNA binding; DNA-binding transcription factor activity, RNA polymerase II-specific
Source: RefSeq, a predicted model, not a curated record